GCGCAGAUUAGUGAGCGAUUCUCAGUGCUGCUCUCGGUGCGAUACGACGUGCGAACGGUUGGUGCGCGCGCUUGUUUCGAGAAACGGAGCAGAAAAAAGGAAGAAAUUAAGUUCUACAGCAACGGUUCGCUUGCCUCUGAGUCUGCCAGUUCCGUGUACCGAUUGUCCGGUGGAAAAGUCGAUACCGAAGGAAGUUAAGCAAAACAAUCCACUCCAGGAGCUCUUUCCCAACUCGUUCGGGAGCGGGAAACAAAACAGCGCAAAGGAGAACGGAAUACAGCAGAGCAAGAGAAUCCAGCGCUGUAGAUCGAUCGAUCACAGGUUCGUGUGGUUUGCCCUUUGCCAAAGUGUGCCGCGUGUGUGCGUACUGCGAAGGAAGAAACCGUAAACGUAUGUGUGUGUGAGAGAGUCUAACGUUACAUAGUUCGCCAAUCCGUACGUUUGCGUACCUCGGGGUCUCAUCUUCCUCUUGAAGUAAGGAAAAAGAACGAAAAAGUCAAGUGCGUUUUAGUACUGCGCUUAGGAAGCAAGUGAAGAACGAGCAAGUAAAAGGAAGAAAUAAAACCCGAAGAAAACACCAGGAACACAAUAAUCUGGAUCGAAGAAGUUGCGCUAUAUUCACGUCGCCCUUGUGUGUGUUUUUGUGUGUGAAGCAAAGAGAAAAACAACAAAAAACGCGAAUCGAUUGUGUGUUUUCAGCCGCGAACUAAUGUCAUACUGAUACGUGCGAAAGUGUGUACGUGUGUGUGUAAUUAUAUUUGCCACUCGGAAGACUCUGAUCGACGACAACUACCUGUUGUGGUGGAAUAGAACAGCGCCACUUGGUAGCAGCAGCAGUAUCAGCAGCAAACUUAAAGAUUAAAUAUUCAACCAGGGCACGAUUGCAGCUAGGAGAAAUUAAUCAACUAAAAACAAAUACAGUACAUUGAAGAGGACUUUUAAAAACGUGUUGAAACGUUGAAUUAAAACACACAACAGUUGAAUUAUAGCAGCGGAAAAAUUCAGCAUCGAAAAUGAUUCACGUGGAUGAAACAGAUCCCCUCGGAGACAUUCCACCAGCGUUCCCGUACCGAGAGGUGGAAAUUAAGCGCGGCAUCGAUCCAAAACAGAUAUACGAGCUCAGCUCCGAGCUUGGCAGGGGAAAGUUCGGCGUAGUCUACAAAUGCAAGGAAAAGUCGACCGGCGUCCGUCUGGCGGCCAAAUUCAUCCAGAUCGUAAAGAAGGGCGACCGGCGCAACAUCGAGCGCGAGGUGCACAUGAUGAACGUGCUACACCACUCGAAGAUCGCUCAGCUGUACGCGGCGUACGAGUUCGAUCGUACCUUCUGCGUCAUGAUGGAGCUCGUGGAGGGCGGCGAACUGUUCGAUCGAGUGCUGGACGAAAAGUUCGUGCUGACCGAGAAGGCGUGCUCGAUCUUUAUGCGCCAGAUCUGCGAUGCGGUCGCGUACAUCCACGGCAAUAACAUCAUCCAUCUCGACAUGAAGCCGGAGAACAUACUCUGCCUGACGGAGAGCGGCAACCGGAUCAAGAUCAUCGAUUUCGGGCUGGCGCGCGAGUACGACCCAGACAACAAGCUGCAGGUGCUGUUCGGGACGCCCGAGUUUGUCGCCCCGGAGGUGGUCAACUUUGAGGCGAUCUCGUUCGCCACGGACAUGUGGAGCGUUGGUGUGAUCGCUUACGUGCUAGUUUCCGGACUUUCACCUUUUGCCGGUGAGGAUGACAUUCAGACGAUGGGCAACAUAACGAUUGGGAGAUACGAUUUCUUGGAUGAAGCGUUCGACAACGUUUCGGAGGAAGCGAUCGACUUCAUCAACCGGUGUUUGGUUAAGGAACAAAAGGAGCGUCUGACAGCGGAAGAUGCGCUCAAGCACAAGUGGAUCAAGCGGAAACCCCAGUACCAUCCAACGAAUCGGCGACCAUCGCUCACCAACAGCUUCAAGCCGAUUCUGCUGGAAAGCAACAACAACAGUAGUAAUGUGACGAACACCGAAAUUGCUAAGGACAAUCUGAAGGAACUGGUAGGCAAGUGGGACGAAACGCCCAACAAUCGGUACGCGUUCGAGCAGGACACGGAGAACAUUAUUGCGCCGUCCGGCGAAACCGUACAGCUGCGACGGCCCACGCUACCGGAGCUGGCCGGGCUAGCGAACGGCAGCAACACGUCCGGCAGCCGGAGGGGCAGCAUAGCGCGAGUAGCCCUCGACGUGAAUGAAGACGCAGAGAGUAACGCCGAAAAUGAAGCACCGAACCAGGGUAGCGAUUCGAACUACAAUGUCCAUCGCCGUUACGACGAGCAGCAAACGAAGCACCAACAACACCACUACGAUCCGGACAAACCACCAAUAUUACUGGAGUUGACGCAACAAACAAAAGCUGAAGCAGAAGAGUCGAUCGCAUCCGACAGCUUGCCGCUCUCAACUAACACUUUGCCGGCUACUAAUAGUGAGCGAUUUGAUAGCUGUCAGCGCAGUGUGACGUCUAACAGCGCCCGCUACGAUGAGGCACCUGCGGUACAGGGUGGUAACGCAGCUGGUGGUGGUAGUAGUAGAAGUAUUUGCAGUAGUGAUAGUAAUGGCAGUAUUAGUAGCUAUAGUAGCUUAGAGGAAAGAGCGCCUGCUGCUAACCAGCAAAUGCCAGCUUGCGCAAAUACCGACGGUGGUCUUGAGCCGGCAUCAAAGACCAUCGUCAUCGUCGUCCAGCAGCCGCAUCCCGUCCCAAACUCAUCCCCACACACCAACAACACGCACACUGAUACAAUCGCAUCCAACGGACGGCCAAACCGUACGUCCGUGUCGUCCGAUUUCCUUUCCGCAGAUAGUGACUCUGUUGCGUCCUCUAGUGACACCACGGCAAGCGUGUGCACGGAUCCGGCCCCAUCCCCAACAACAACACCACUACACCUUCUACACCCAGCGUCACCUGCCCAACCGAACCCACCACGGACCGUCGGUUCCGCGGGUGAUGGUGACGCGGUGACCGAUACACACCGGGACAAGGUACGUGACGAUUUGCGUAAACUUUCCGAUUUACUAAAGCUUUCCCUCACGAACGUGAAGGCAUUGGAUGGAGUGGAGCAGUCGGCACCGAACGCACCGACCGCCACCACACCGACAACCCCCGCACCUGCCCUCGAGCUGGACAGUGAGCUGGAGAGUCUCAAGUCGAAGGUGAACACGAUCCGCACCUCCCGGGCGCAGAACAAGCUGAAUGAGCUGGCCCAGCGGCCCGACUUCCUCGCGAACGAUCCGUUCAAGCUGCCUACGUUCCGGUUCCUGCCCAAGUCGAUCAGCCUCUGCAACGAAGAUUCGGUGUUCAAGGAGAACUAUACGAAGUUUUGCGAUCGUAACGCGUCUGGCAGGUUAUCGCGCGAACAGUCGCAGGAAACGACGGUAAGUGAGAAGAUAGACGCCGUCGGUACAAUUGUACGCAAGAAGUCGACCACGUCGUCAACGACGAAGAAGAAAAAAGAUCCAGAAGGAGCGGCCACGGCGACGACGACGACCACAACCACUACGACCUUCUCGAGUACACCCUCGGGAAAGAUCGCUUCCACUACUACGGUGCGCAAAACGAUCGUUAAACAGCAAAAGAUUGUAGUGGAAGAUGCGAGUUCGAGUGUGACGACUGUCGGGACCUCCGAGAGCAGCAGAUCGAGAUCGAUCGCACCAGUCAAGAGUCUCGAUGUGUCAUCAUCGUCAACGGCAUCGGACAGCAGCAAGUUAACGCAUUCGGCUUCGAUCAAGCGUACCAAAUUUCGCGUCAAUCAGCUCAGCAGUCGAGAUGUGCCGGUGGCGAUUAACUCCGUUGCACGGCGCUAUCUCGAGCGGAGUGGUGUACAGGAUGAUCUUUCCACGUCGGUCGCCAGACUGCCUCGUACGCUCAGCCCCACCGGCCCGGGUCAGACCACGCUCGACGACACGGUGAUGGCAAACAAUCUGCGCAACAGUGCGCUACGACUGCGCAGCUCGGUUUCGGUGGACUGGGAUGCGAUGGAGGCGGUCGAAAAUCGAUCGAUGAAGACGAUCAAUACCUUCCUGAAGCGGCACGCCGUAGCCAGUUCGGCCGUGAAACAGAUCCAAGCACAGCUAGAGGCAACCAUUACGACGCACAAGUAGGAUGGACAGAUUCCUCUGCUCACAAUCAGGGUGUUUGAGGGUGUUCGAUAGCAAUGAGAUGAUUGUACAUACAAUACGCACCCUCUUUUCUAUACGCCAUGUGUAUUUAUACGUAGCUUUACUUAUCGGUGAUGUAAGCAGUAGCGAAGCGAUGCAGUUUUAGUGUUAGCAUAUUUUUGUAUAGAUCACACAUGAUCGUAGGAGGUAAUGGUUAUAGAGAAAAGAAGAGGAAAGGCACAAUACGCUGUAGUGCCUUAUCGCACCAAGUGUGAUUAGGUAGAGAGUAUGUAGCUUACAAAUCAAAGUGAAUCACAAAAGAUGGGAAUAAAAUGCAGAGAGAAUUCUGAUACUCUACGCUAUCUUCGUAAGGGGUACGUCAAUGUUGCUCUGUAAAUGUAAGCAAAAAUCAAUUUAAAAUAUGGAUAUUGAAAUAAAGAAUAUACGUAAAAUAAAACUC
This is a messenger RNA of Anopheles arabiensis, 4572 nucleotides long. RefSeq names its product caM kinase-like vesicle-associated protein. Gene Ontology annotation, cellular component: nucleus. NCBI's taxonomy places the organism in Eukaryota, Metazoa, Arthropoda, Insecta, Diptera, Culicidae. The transcript has 9 exons. Gene Ontology annotation, biological process: protein phosphorylation; intracellular signal transduction; positive regulation of apoptotic process. Bases 1014 to 4115 code for a protein of 1033 amino acids. Gene Ontology annotation, molecular function: protein serine/threonine kinase activity; ATP binding. The record is from RefSeq and is a predicted model, not a curated record.